Molecule: messenger RNA, 9689 nt
Organism: Thalassophryne amazonica
Lineage: Eukaryota; Metazoa; Chordata; Actinopteri; Batrachoidiformes; Batrachoididae
Gene: notch3
Product: notch receptor 3
Exons: 33
Coding region: 265-7692 (2475 amino acids)
Biological process (GO): cell differentiation; Notch signaling pathway; regulation of developmental process
Cellular component (GO): membrane
Molecular function (GO): signaling receptor activity; calcium ion binding; Notch binding
Source: RefSeq, a predicted model, not a curated record
GAGAGAGAGGCGGAGUGAUAACAGGAGCAGGGGCUAAUCGGGAAGGAAAAGUUUUUCAAAAGUUUCAAUAGCGGCGAAGAAUCACAGCAGCGGUGGACGAGCUGCGGAGACAGAACGGGUGAUUGGGACUCUACUCUGCGUGUCACUGGCUAACUUUAUCACAGAUUUCCCAUCGACUUUGUAGGCUUUAUCUUUAUGUGAACUUGUAAAGGAUGUAUUUCUGGUAAAAGCUCAGUUUGGAGCGCUGGAAGCUUUUCCACCGAAAUGGAAGGGAUUAUUCCAUGGAUUAUCUUGUCAUCCUUGUUGUUUAAUCAUAAUUGCGAAGGGUUCCGUUGUGUGGAUAAAUACAGGCCUUGUGAAAAUGGAGGGACUUGCAUAGAUUCAUCUUCUCGAUGCAUAUGUCGUCCAGGUUACAUUGGUACUCUGUGUCAACAUCUGGAUCCCUGUCAUCGAUCUCCAUGUCUGAACGGAGCAGCAUGCAAGAGCCAGGUGGUCAGUGGCAUCCCACAGCAUACCUGUGUGUGCCAGAGAGGGUUCAGAGGGCAAGACUGCUCCCUCAUUGAUGCUUGUGCCACAAGUCCCUGUGCCAACGGUGCCCGCUGUGCCAAUUGGAAUAAUCACUACAAUUGCUCAUGUCCACCUGGUUAUCAGGGAAAAAACUGCCGUAAUGACAUUGAUGAGUGCCGCAAGUCUGGCACUUGCCUUAAUGGUGGUCUUUGCAUCAACACCCAUGGAUCCUUCCGCUGUCAGUGCCAACCUGGAUACAGCGGGCGCACAUGUGAAGUGUCCACUCUACCCUGUGCCCCCUCUCAGUGUCUUAAUGGGGGCACCUGUCGACAGACCAGUGACCAUUCCUACGAGUGCGCCUGCCUGCCAGGUUUUAAGGGACACAACUGUGAGAAUAAUGUGGAUGACUGUCCAGGCCACAAGUGCAUGAAUGGUGGAAUAUGUGUGGAUGGCGUUAACACCUACAAUUGCCAGUGUCCACCUGAAUGGACAGGUCAAUACUGUGCUGAGGAUGUCAAUGAGUGCCUCAUGCAACCAAACGCUUGCCACAAUGGUGGCACCUGCUUCAACACCAUUGGUGGUCACAGCUGCGUCUGUGUUAAUGGUUGGACUGGAGAUGACUGCAGUGAAAACAUUGAUGACUGUGCCAUUGCUGUUUGCUUCAAUGGUGCUACCUGUCACGACCGAGUAGCAUCCUUUUUCUGCGAGUGCCCGGUUGGAAAAACAGGUUUGCUGUGCCAUCUUGAUGAUGCAUGUGUGAGUAACCCGUGCAACGAAGGGGCAGUAUGUGACACAAACCCCCUAAAUGGCCGUGCCAUCUGCACCUGUCCUGCUGGCUUUGUAGGAGGAGCCUGCAAUCAGGACAUGGAUGAAUGUUCAAUUGGUGCCAACCCAUGUGAGCAUUAUGGGAAAUGUGUGAACACAGAGGGCUCCUUCCAGUGCCAGUGUGGUCGUGGAUAUGCUGGGCCGCGGUGCGAGAUUGACAUCAACGAAUGCUUGUCCAUGCCCUGCAAGAACGAUGCUACAUGUCUGGACCACAUCGGAGAGUUUUCCUGCAUCUGCAUGCCAGGUUAUACGGGGACAUACUGCGAGAUUGACAUAGAUGAUUGUGAAAGCAGUCCAUGUGUGAAUGAUGGCAUCUGCAGGGACAUGGUUAAUGGCUUCACGUGCACCUGCCAGCCAGGGUUUACUGGCAGCAUGUGUCACAUCGACAUAGAUGAGUGUGCUAGCACGCCCUGUAAGAAUGGAGCAAAGUGCUAUGAUCGUCCAAAUGGAUUUGAGUGCCGUUGCGCUGAAGGUUAUGAAGGCACCCUUUGUGAGAGUAAUAUCAACAACUGUCAGCCUGACCCAUGUCACCAUGGUACUUGCAUCGAUGGUAUUGCCAGCUACACUUGUAACUGUGAUGCUGGGUACACGGGCUAUCGCUGUGAGAACCAGCUCAAUGAGUGCCACAGCAACCCUUGUCAAAAUGGUGGCAAGUGUGUGGACUUGGUCAACAAAUACAUCUGUCAGUGCCAACAUGGAACCUCAGGCACUAACUGUGAGAUAAAUUUUGAUGAUUGUGCCAGUAACCCAUGUGACUAUGGCAUCUGCAAAGAUGGCAUCAACCGCUAUGACUGUGUUUGCAAACCUGGCUUCACUGGUCCCAAGUGUAAUGUGGAGAUCGAUGAGUGCACAUCUAGCCCAUGUCGGAAUGGAGGGACAUGCGUGGAUGAAGAAAAUGGAUUUCACUGCCAGUGUCCUGAAGGCUUUAAACCACCGUACUGUUACUCCCAAGUGGAUGAGUGUGGUAGCAGUCCAUGUGUCCAUGGCUCGUGCAGAGAUGACAUUAAUGGGUACCGCUGUGACUGUGAGCCUGGAUGGGUAGGAAAGAACUGUGACCUAGACAGAAAUGACUGUCUGCCCAGUCCCUGUCAGAAUGCUGGCACAUGCAUCGACCAGCUCAACGGCUUCAGUUGCAAGUGUCGCCAAGGCUUCCGAGGUAACCUCUGCCAGGUGAACAUCAACGAGUGUGCCUCCAGUCCGUGUCUGAACAAGGGCACUUGCGUGGACGGAGUAGCGAGUUUCACCUGCGUCUGCGAGCUUCCUUACAGUGGACCUACUUGUGCUGAAGUCCUCACCCCUUGCUCCCCGAACCCGUGUGCUAAUCAUGCCAUCUGCACUCACUCACCGGAUUACUUGGGCUAUCAGUGCAACUGCCAGCCAGGGUGGCAAGGUCAGCUGUGUAACAGUGAUGUGAAUGAAUGCAUCUCCAACCCCUGCAAGAACCGUGGGACCUGCACAAACACACUUGGAGGCUUUGUGUGCUCGUGCAGAGCUGGAUAUACUGGAUCCACCUGUGAAACUGACAUCAAUGACUGUUUCCCCAACCCAUGCUUAAAUGGAGGUUCCUGUACAGAUGGAGUGAACUCCUUCCACUGUAGCUGCCUGCCAGGUUUCUCUGGGCCCCGCUGCGCUUUAGAGAUCAACGAAUGCCAGAGCUCCCCCUGCAAAAAUGGGGGCACGUGCACAGACUAUGUUAACUCGUACACCUGCACCUGUAGACCUGGAUUUACCGGCAUCCAUUGCGAAACCAACAUCCCUGACUGCACUGAAAGCUCUUGCUUCAAUGGAGGGACAUGCACCGAUAAAAUCAAUGGCUACUCCUGCACCUGUCGCUCAGGCUUCACUGGCUCCCACUGCCAGUAUGAGGUCAAUGAGUGUGACUCACAGCCCUGCCUCAAUGGAGGCAUCUGCCAAGAUGCACUGGAGUCAUUCCGUUGCUCCUGUCCAAGAGGCUACACUGGCAACCGCUGCCAGACGCCACUGGAUUGGUGUAGGCGCUCUUCUCCCUGCCAAAAUGGAGGACGUUGUCGCCAAAAGGAUGCUUCCUUCGUCUGUGAAUGUGCUGGCAGCUGGUCUGGUCGUUACUGUGACAUCCCCCGGGUCUCCUGUGAGACAGCUGCUCGCCAGAGAGGUCUCCAGACAGAUGAACUCUGCCAUCACGGAGGUCACUGUGUCAACACUGGGAAUGCCCACUAUUGCAAAUGUCCAGCUGACUACACCGGCAGCUACUGUGAAACCCAAAUGGAUCACUGUGAAAACAAACCUUGUCACAAUGGCGCCACCUGCAGGGCAUAUGUGGGAGGUUACCAGUGUGAUUGUAUGCCAGGAUAUACCGGGCAGAACUGCGAGAUAGAGAUCAAUGAGUGCCAGUCUCACCCGUGCCAAAACGGAGGCACUUGCAUUGAUCUGGUUGGCCAUUACAUCUGCUCCUGCCCUCCUGGCACACUGGGUGUUCUCUGUGAAAUCAACGAAGAUGACUGUGCUCCACCACUGAGGCUGCGCAGCGCUCCUCCAAAGUGUCUGAACAAUGGUACCUGUGUGGACAGAGUGGGAGGAUACCGCUGUAAUUGUCCCCCAGGCUUUACAGGAGAAAGAUGUGAGGGGGACAUCAACGAGUGUCUUUCUAGCCCCUGCAGUCACACCAACACACUUGACUGCAUCCAGUUACCAAAUGACUACCAGUGUGUCUGCAAGCCUGGCUUCACAGGUCGUCAGUGCCAGGGCCGGUUCAGUGUUUGUGAGUCUCAGCCCUGUCAGAACGGAGGAGCCUGUUCUGUGUCCAGCGGCGUUGCACUUGGAUACACCUGCACUUGUCAACUUGGCUACACUGGGUCCAACUGUGAAAGGAGUUUGUCCUGUCGGGAGCUGUCCUGCUAUAAUGGCGGGAGCUGUGCACUUACCACACGUGGGGCACGGUGCACCUGUUUGAAAGGUUAUGGCGGGCCGCAGUGUCAGCACCGCAGCAAAGAAGGUUGCUCCUCCCAACCUUGCCGUAAUGGAGGGUUGUGCACUGAAGAGACCAGUUUCCCUUUCUUCCACUGCCAGUGUCCCAGUGGCUGGACUGGCAAGCGCUGUGAGCACAGCAGCAGACUUUUAGAGCCUGUUCCACUUUCCUGCCCACUACCAGACUGUCACGGCAAAGCAAAUGACGGCGUGUGUGACAAGGAGUGCAACACAUUCCCCUGCCACUGGGAUGGCGGUGACUGCUCUCUGACAGUGAAUCCCUGGAACCGUUGCACAGAUCCUCAGUGCUGGAGCGUUUUCAACAACAGUCAGUGCGAUGUGUCCUGCAACAACUACGACUGCCUCUACGACAACUUUGACUGCAAGACCAAGGAGAAAGUCUGCAACCCCAUUUAUGAGACCUACUGUAUUGACCACUACGCUGACGGUCAGUGCGACCAGGGCUGCAACACAGAGGAGUGUGCCUGGGACGGCCUGGACUGUGCCACAACCGUUCCAGAAGACCUUGCGAAGGGUAUGUUGGUCUUGGUGGUCCUGCUGCCUCCAGAGGAGCUUCUCCACACCCGCACAGCCUUCUUGCAGAAGUUAAGUGCCAUCCUGCACACCUCAGUGCGCUUCAGGCUGAACCAGAAAGGAGAAGCCAUGAUCGAGCCCUACACUCGCCAAGUGGCACGCCUCAAACGCGAGCUCCAGCCCCAAGUGGAGGUUAUCGGCUCCAUAGUUUACCUGGAGAUAGACAACCGUGGGUGUUAUCAGAGCUCUGAGGACUGUUUCCCUACAGCUGAAAGUGCCGCGAGCUACCUGGGAGCUUUAUCAGCUGUAGACAGGUUACACUUCCCUUAUCCAGUCAAAGAAGCCCGCAGUGAGCCUUUCCCACCACAUACACAUGACCCCAUGCGCGACUGGGUCAAGUAUAUGCUGAUGGGGACAAUGUCUCUGUUACUGUUGAUCAUCCUUAUGAUUGGCAUGCUGAUUGCACAUCGAAAGAGAGAACAUAGCACCCUGUGGAUGCCGGAGGGCUUCUUCCUCAAGAAAGAACACAGCAGCAACAAAAACCGCAGAGAACCCGUGGGUCAGGAUGCUCUGGGGUUGAAACACAUGCCAAAAACAGUGGAGGAAUCUCUGCUCGCAGACCACAGCGAUCAGUGGAUGGACUCGGACUGCCCUGAGGCAAAACGGCUAAAGCUUGAGGAGCCGAGCAUCCUGUCGGACAGCGAAGAUGCAGUGGACAGCAGGCAGUGGACACAGCACCACCUCGCAGCUGCAGAUAUCCGUGUACCUCCCACAAUGGCCCUCACUCCUCCCCAGGGAGAGUUUGAGAGCGACUGCAUGGACGUCAAUGUCCGAGGCCCAGAUGGCUUUACACCCCUGAUGCUGGCGUCUUUCUGUGGUGGCAGCUUAGAAACAGAGGUGGCGGAGGAUGACGAGUCAGAGGAGUGCUCAGCCAAUAUCAUCUCUGACCUCAUCUACCAGGGUGCGUCUCUGGCUGCACAGACAGACCGCACCGGUGAGACUGCGCUCCACCUGGCUGCUCGCUACGCUCGUGCCGAUGCAGCCAAGAGGCUGCUAGACGCUGGGGCGGACGCCAACGCUCAGGACAACACAGGCCGUACGCCGCUCCAUGCUGCUGUGGCUGCAGAUGCACAGGGCGUCUUCCAGAUUCUGAUCCGAAACCGAGCUACAGAUCUGGACUCACGCAUGUACGACGGCUCCACUGCGCUGAUCCUUGCUGCGCGGCUGGCAGUGGAGGGCAUGGUGGAGGAGCUCAUAACCUGCCACGCCGAUGUCAACGCGGUCGAUGAACUCGGCAAAUCUGCACUGCACUGGGCGGCUGCCGUUAACAAUGUGGACGCGACCGUUGCCCUGCUGAAGAACGGUGCCAACAAAGACAUGCAGGAUCUUAAGGAGGAGACACCUCUCUUCUUAGCAGCCCGGGAGGGCAGCUGUGAAGCUGUGAAGGUGCUGCUUGCACAUUUUGCUAACAGAGAGAUCACAGACCACAUGGACAGGUUGCCGAGAGACAUUGCUCAAGACCGCAUGCACCAUGAUAUUGUGCAGCUCCUUGACGAGUACAACACGGUACGGAGUCCCCAGGGCCACGGAGGAGGCGGACACCACCUUGGUGGGGGGCAUACGCUGUCCCCUCUCAUGUGCCCACCCAGUGCCUUCCUGCCCAGUCUGAAGACCACGCCACAGGGUAAGAAAAACCGUCGGCCUGGGGCCAAGGGUUCCAGCCUGGGAGGACAGCAUGCUGCCAGUCUGAAGGAUUCAGUCAAAGCCCGCAAUAAAAAGCUGACCCUGGACAUGCAGAGUGCAUUACUGGAGAGCUCGGUCACCUUAUCCCCCGUCGAUUCCCUGGACUCACCACACGGGGGAGCUAGCAACGCUGGCUACAUCACCAACCCCACUUCACCUGUAACCAUGCAGUCACCAGGGCUCUUCCACACCACCAUGUCUGUUCCAACCACCCCGAUGGUGCACAGCAGCAUGUUGGAGGGAGGCGGCCCUUUUGCUGUGUCUCUAGCUCAGCUCAAUGACCUGGGAGCUGGAGGGAUGUCCCUGCAGGGGCGUGUCUCCAUGGCGUCGGAUGUCAAUCACGGCUAUGUGCUGAGUUCAGGCCAAAUGGGGCUCAACAUGGGCAUGGUCAGUCCAGUCAGUGUGCCCUUUGACUGGCACACCCGGAUGCCUUCCUCCUCCCAGUGCGGUCAGCAGGUGGUGAACCUGGUGCAGAGUAGCCAGCCGGGCAUGCACUCCCAGAGUCCAGCCAUGCAGCAGCAGCAGCAGACCAUGAUGAUGCACCAGCAGCAAAUGUACCGUAACGCCAUGUUACAGCCCACACCUGUUACCUCCACACCGUCUAUCAGCCCCGUCAAGCUGCCCACCAUUGCAGAGCAACAGCAGCAGUCGCAGCAGCUGAUCAACCACACCAUCACCAGUCAGCAGAGCUUGGUGCGCCACAGCACGUCCACCCCACCAACACCCCAGAGCGCACAGCCCCCACCGGCCUGCUUCCAGCAGCAGGUUCCCCAGCAGCCUUCCCAGCCGCAGCCUGCUGCUCAGACUCCACAGGCUGCCACGCCAGCAGCCCAGCCCACUCAGGCCGCUCCCCCUCAGGCCAGUAGCAGCAAUGCAGGAACAGAGGAUUACCCCACCCCUCCCUCCCAGCACAGCUACUCGUCUGCACACGAUGCCACUCCCAAACAUUACCUCAAUUUGGCCACCGAACAUCCCUACCUGACCCCCUCCCCAGAGUCCUCUGAGCCGUGGUGUAGCCCCUCUCCUCACUGCGGCUCUGAUUGGUCAGAUUCCACACCCAGCCCAGCAGUCGCUGGCCCCAACCAAACCCAAAUUCCCCAAGUCCCGGAGUCCAGUGGCAAGAUGCAGGUGUUUGCAUAAAGAUCUCGAGGCUCCUGCUUGGAACAGGACCUGGGAGAAAAGAGUAUGUGGGCCGGCUUUGAGGCCUGUCUGUGCUUAUAUGUGUCAGCCUCUUUCCAAGAUUUUUCAUUGGAUUUGGAUUGACUGUGUUUAUCACGAAGACCGUCUGCUAGUGAUUUUUGCAGAGAAAAAAGUAAAGGGAAAUAAAUGUGUUGUCUGAUAAAAAAAAAAAAACUGCAGGCAAAUUAAUGAAGUAUUUCUGUCACAGAUGGACUUGUUUUUUUUAUUAUUAAAAAAUUAUAUGAAGAAAACCAAGUCUUUAGUUCAAAGACUUUGGGAUCCGCUGUUGAAACUAACAAACAUUUCAAAAAUAGAUAGGGUGGGGGUAAAAUGUUAAAGGGAAUUCAUUUAUUUUUUUAUUUAUUGCUUUUUAUCUCUGAAUUGUUUUUCCUGGUGUUUUCUCCCUCUUUCAGUCAUGGCCUCUCACAUAAUGCGCCACCCUCUCCCCUUUUAUACGUUUGAACGUUUACGUCUUUCUUUGGCCAGUGCUCAGAAUCGAUGGUUUAACCUGCUUUCAGCAACUCAAGCCGCUCAGCAGGCAGAAAGAGGACGUUUCACCUUCACAGAUAUUUAUUCAGGCCAACAACAGCCAGUAAAGACAAUAAACUGCUUCUAGCACAAAUAUAUAUUAAGAGUUACUCACUGAUGAUCAAAUUAUGGUGAUUAAUUUUGAUACAUUAUGGAUAAGAAUAUGGAGUGCCUCUGAAACACUUGGAGCCUCGGGGGGGGGGGGGGGGGGCGCUCUGAGUUGGGCUCAGUGAACAACUUUGGAUAUUUAUGUCAUUAUGACAUCAUCGCAUACGUUCCUGAACGAGCUCUGAAAUAGCAAACUGAAAUUUUGUUCUGAUGCUCAGUGGCGCGUCUCAACUAUUAAAGUGCGGAUUCCAACAAUAGCCAUGGUAACUGUCGUCCUGGCGCUUGCUUAUGUUGAUUCUAUAAAAAUGUUCAGAACAGAACGUUUUACCUGUAAAAUCAGCCCGUCACUGCCUUUUUUAAUUUUUUUUUUUAAGUUGGCAUUUAAGUUUUUUUUUUUUUCGUUUUAUACUCUGUAUAUUUUUGAAAAACUGUAGAUACCUUAUUAAACAUCACUUCCGAUGUGCUAAGCUCUGCUUAUCAGCUGCUAUUUUCUGUCUCUAAAAUGGAAACAUUCCUUUUUUUAUUUUAUUUUGUUUUAAUCCUUAUCCUAAGCCUGCACUGGUGUCUUUCAGCAGCUUCCAGCACACAGGGUGACCAGGUUGCGUUGUGUAUGGGACCACGGUCUGUGUGCUGGUGUGGCUGCUGGACUCUGACUGCUGUUACCCCAUCACUCCUCAGGGAGGCGUCUUACGGCACGCAGCAGGAUGGUUCGGCAUCUAGAGCAGCUUCCGGUCCACAGGCCACAUAGUUGAAGUCUAAACAUGACUCAUUAGAAGACAGUGAAGGAGAGAACACUACUGUGUAGUGCGGCGCUCUUUAAUUAAUAACUCGGAGACAACACACCCGGUGAUCCGGCUGUGACAGACUGACUCUUUACGCCCAACAUAUCCCGAGGUUAUGGCGUAUCGGUCGUCCUCUUAUAAAUUCUUCAGAAGAUGUGAUAGUAGAAUUCUUAGCACCUUUGCAUUUUUAUUGUAAACAGAACGUAGGCCAUCUCCAACUAGUUAUCUUAGCGGCCAAGCUUGUCGUGACCUAACAUUUGCCCCGCCUUUAUUUGUGUCUUUUGGUCAUUUUCAUUUUCGCAGACCGCACUAAGUUUUUUGUACAUUCCCACCUUCCAUCUUCAUUUUGUAAAUAUGUUUGUUAUGAGUAGAUCUUUGCGCGAGUCACAUGUUUCUAAAAUCAAUAUGUACUAAAAAAAAAUUUCAUCAUAAAUUCUUGCUCUGUUUAGCAUUCUUGGAAGCUCAGACGGUGACUGAUAUUUUAUUGGUCUUGUAUUAUUAGAACAUAGAUAUUUUCUAUCAUUAAUUUCUUUACUUGUU